Messenger RNA from Trifolium pratense (red clover), 7193 nucleotides. Its product is annotated as pentatricopeptide repeat-containing protein At3g60050-like. Gene Ontology annotation, molecular function: protein binding. The coding region runs from base 401 to 1981 and encodes 526 amino acids. Lineage: Eukaryota; Viridiplantae; Streptophyta; Magnoliopsida; Fabales; Fabaceae. The transcript is spliced from 3 exons. The record is from RefSeq and is a predicted model, not a curated record.
AAUAAAAAAUUGUGGAUUAAUUUGCAAUUUUAAUACGACUUAUGAUUAAUGUGACUGAGAUUUAUAUAUGACUAAAACGCUGCGUUCAGCUCCAUGUUGUUCCUUCGUUACUUUCUAGGGUUUUUCAGAUUUACAUUUGCCGAUUUUCACCGCCAUUUUCUCCACCACCACAGUUCCCAGUAGCAACCAUGCACUGUACCUCGCGAUGACGCAAUUUCUCAACACUCGCCUCAAUUUCUCGUCCCCAACGGUACGAUUUUUCCUUUCAUUUUCUCAUCUCGCAAUGAGCUUCUCGAAGCCUCUAAUCGGAAUCGGAAAACGCAAUCUGUUAUCAUCAGGAAAUUCGUUUUCAGUUAUAUUCAUAACGUCGUCGUUUCAAAGACGAUGAUGGAUUCGAAUCAUGAAUUCAAUAACCCUCUUAGGUCAUAGGAUGGUUCAUAAAAUUUAUCAAUGUUUGAAUAUUACACGGAAGUUAUGUGAUCAACCGUUUCAUGUUGUUGAUGACGAGGUUGUUAGGAAUGGGUUUGAAUUGGUUGAGGAGCCUUUGAAAAAAAUGUUUCUAGGUUCAUUUGAAAAUGUUGAUUUGAAUAAUAAUGAGGAAAAUGGUUUUGGUUACAAUCAAAGACGGUUUUUAGGUAGAGAUGGUUUGUUAGGAAAUGUUGGGAGGAUCGAUUUCGAGAGGGAAAAUGGGGAUUUGAAUGAUGAGGAUAAUAGUUUUGGAUGCGGUCAAAGGAGGUUUUCUGUUAGAGAUUGUUUGUUACGAAAUGUUAGGAUUAAUGUUGAGAGGAUUCUUGAGGUUCUUCGAAAAGAUGAGUUAGAUUUUGAUUUUAAGUUGGCUUUAGAUGAGUUGAAUAUAAGGCCGACGUGGAUUUUGGUUAGAGAGGUUUUGUAUGCGGUGUUGAGAGAGGUGAAUUGUGAUAACAAGAGUAGUAUUGCAAGAUUGGCUUAUAAGUUCUUUGUCUGGUGUGAUCAGAAGAAAGGUUAUUGCCAUACUGUUAAUUCUUAUAACUUGAUUAUGCAGAUAUUUGCCAAGUGUGAGGAUUUUAAGGCAAUGUGGAGACUUGUUGAUGUGAUGAUUGAGAAGGGUUUCCCUGCCACGGCUCGCACUUUCAAUAUUUUGAUUUGCGCUAGCGGUGAGGCGGGUUUCGCUAUGAAUUUGGUUGUGAGGUUUAUAAAGUCAAGGUCUUUUAACUUUCGAUCUUCUAUACAUUCUUAUAAUGCAAUUCUACAUUGUCUUCUUGUGUUGAAUCGGUACACGUUGAUUGAGUGGGUUUAUGGACAGAUGUUGUCUGAGGAAGAUUUUUCAUCAGAUGUUUUGACAUAUAAUAUUCUCAUGCUUGCGAAGUACAGACUUGGGAAGAUGAAUCAGUUUCACACAUUGCUUUAUGAGAUGGAAAGAAGAGGCCUUUCUCCGGAUUUUCAUACUUAUAAUAUACUUCUACAUGUUCUUGGUAGAGGAGAUAAGCCACUUGCUUCCGUUGAUCUUUUGAAUCGCAUGAGAGAAACAGGUAUAGAACCAACUGUUCUUCAUUUCACAACGCUCAUAGAUGGACUGAGUAGAUCAGGAAAUAUGGAUGCUUGCAAAUAUUUUUUUGAUGAAAUGGUGAGGAUCGGCUGCAUGCCAGAUGUGGUAGCAUACACUGUAAUGAUCACCGGAUAUGUGGUGGCUUGUGAAUUCGAGAAAGCUCAGGAAAUGUUUGAUGAGAUGAUUUAUAGAGGACAAAUCCCAAAUGUAUUUACCUACAAUUCCAUGAUUCAUGGAUUUUGUAUGGCCGGAAAGUUUGACGAAGCAUGCUCAAUGCUUAAGGAAAUGGAGACCAAAGGUUGCAGUCCAAAUUUUGUUGUCUAUAGGACAUUAGUGAGUAACCUACGGAAUGCUGGAAAGCUUUCUAGAGCUCGAAAGGUGUUACGGCAGAUGAUGGAGAAGGGAAGGAAUGUCCAUCAUCUUCCCAAGUUAAGAGCGAAACGAUAUAGGAAAUGAGAUAACAGAUUUGCUGAUGUAAACUUGUGGUUCAUCAACUUAUUAAUCUGGUCAACCAGGUCCAAUUACCUUCUGGUUGCUGAGCUGAUGUAGAAGCAGGAGAUGAAAUAUGUUGGACCUAAAAUUGAAAGCAGUGGGGGAAUCAGUUGUUGGUCACCUGGUAUAUUACACGAAGCUAUUGCCAAGACUAAGAUGUGAGGCAUUUUUUGUUGCUUUCCACACAUGCUUAAGUCAGUUUCUUUGAUUCUGGGAUUUCAAUGACAGCAAUUGUCAUGUUCAAGAUGGUUUAUCACGAAGAGUGUCCCUUUACUGUCAUUAUUUUUUGGCUGGCUCAUUCCUCGGCUAGAUAUUUUGUGCCGAGUUAACAUGCAAUAGACAAAAUCUGUCAUCAUGCAGAAUGUGGUGAUCUGCAUGUUCUGAUUGAGUAGCAGAGUAUCUCUGACAUGUAUGAAUCCUAUUGCACUGCAGUGUUGUUUUCAAUGGGAUAUGCAGUAUUCACUACAUCGUCAUGCUCUUUGGAAUUUGGAUGCUAGUCCAGACUUCAUGAAUGCAUUGUCUGAGCAAUAUUGUACAUGAUUUAUUGGAGACGACUAUGGGGUUGGGCAUAUUGAAGUUUGUUGUAAGAUAACAUUUUUUUGGAAUAAAAAAAAGUGUAAAUCACCGGCUUCUGAUAAAAUAAUGCCAAUGGCUUCAAACAUAUGAUGAGGAUUCUUUUAAUCUUUAUAGUGGAAGCUUUAACUUUGACAUUUUAUUGCUAUUGUUCUUGUUGUACAUAAAUUUCCAUUACUUAACAUUUUUUACAAAAUUUCCUAGGUAGAAGCUGAGAGAAACAAUUCAUUGAUCCCUCAAUAUGACAUUUAUGUAAUUUCAUGGUUCACUAUAUUUAUUCAAUUAUUUGUCUCGGGCUGCUGAUAUCUGUUUUUCCAUAUUAGAUUUCAUUUUAUGUAAUUUCAGGGCCUAUUUCUAUCAAGAAAGAUAUUUCUCCUACUCCUGGAAUUGGUUCGGGUGUAAACUACUAUUGGGCUUGCUCAUUGAGGUUAUCUACUAGCUGUCUGACUUCUGCGGAAGAACUUCCCGGUUCCCUGGUUUGUGUUGCCUCUGCCAGCUGCUGUAACUCAGGGAUGCUUGGGGGUCUCUGUGCUAGACAGUCCCACCAUAUUGCGGACCCAAGAUACCACCCUUAAGAUUAAGCUGAGAACUUCCGCGACGUUCUGCCGCUCACCAAGUUAGGCAUCUAAUACUCUUAUCUAUAUUUAUGUGCCGUAAAACUUACAUUUAAGAAAUUGAGUGUGAGGAGGGAUUAGAGAAGUGUUCAUACUGCCUUUGCCCAUGCUAAGCCUGGGAUUGGAGAAGCGUUCUUACAAUGAAUCUUAAAAACAGGGUUUUCUUAUAUAUAGGACCGGAGGGAGUAAUUUUUUGGGUGAUAAUCCCCGAAAGUAAACUCCAGUAAUCUAGAGUUCGACCUUGAAGUAAGUUUGACAAAAAAUUAUUCCUAUUAAGAAUCAAAUAUGGGUUCUCCCAAACAAUUCGUUCUAGGAGGAGCUCAUUAAGAAAAACUAAAACAUAUAAUUUGGAGUAUUUUUUGUGUUUUCCUUAAAAUAAGUUUAAUAGAAACAUAUAAAAUCAAUUUUCGUUGGCUAUUGCUUAUUGGGAAAAGUAGAUAGAGAAAUAAAACGUAAUUUACAUUUAAUUUCACGAGAAUAUGUAAAAUUAAUUCUUAGAAAAGAAAAAUGUUGGUUUGUUUCUCUUAUAAUUUUGGACAAAAAAAUGAGUUUUUUCCCCUUAUAAUUUGGAAUAGAGGGAGUACUCUUUAAAGAUCUUAAAUAGUAUAAAAUCAAAAGAUAACAUGGUAGGGAUGAGAGAUUAAAAUUUAAGAUACAAUUCAUCUAUAAAUCAGUAACGAAAUAAUUUUAUAUUUGAAAAUUGAAUUAAAUGCGAGUAAAAAUGUUCACAUGUUAAAUAAACACAAAAUACAAGUGAGUUAUCCUAUAGAGUUGUCUUGGAGUGUAACGACCUAGAAUUAAUUAUUUGUAAUUAAUUGAUUAGUUAUAUUUGUUUAUUUGUGGUGGUUUAAUUUAAUAAAUUAUGUGUUAAUUGUUGGUUUAUGUGUUUUGGGUAGAUUAAUUCAUUAAGAAUAGAAUGAGGGAAGUAAUGGGCAAGAUUAUGUUUUGGGCCUUGGAGGUUGGGGGGUGAGAUGAGUAAGGAGGCUUAAGGAGCAAUUAGUGAAACCUAGCUAUAAAUAGGAAGAUAUAGAAGGAUAGCUCAUUUUUACAUAAAGAAAAGAUAGAAAAGAGGUAGAGAGAGAGGAGAGCAAAAAAAGAGAAGAGAAAAGAAGAGAAGAGAAAGAACAAAGAGGAAGAGGAGAAGCUAGAAGAUUGAAGAGCUAGGAGAUGAAAGAGCAGAGAAUCCAACUUAAUUAACGUAUGAGAGUAAUAUUUUCUGAUUUAUUGAAUCACAAAUAUGAAUCAUAUAAAAUAAAUAUAAAAGAUAUAAGUAUAUAUACCUUGUGAAAACCAUAUAAAAUAAAUAUACUUUAGGAACGUCUGCAUAAACAUUUGGGCCAUUUGAUCUAUUAUAUUUAUAGCCAGGACCAUCUUACAUCAUCACAUCACAAUUAUGUUCUCAUCUCUUAGACCACCAUCUUUUAACACAUGAUAAGCAUGACAUACAUCAACUUGAUGUUUAUAAUUCGAAAAUCCUCUCGAAGCAGCAAUUAGGAAAGCCUAUUUGGUUCUUGUCCCAUCACCAUUUAUGCCACUCAUCUACGCCAUUGAAACCAUCCAAAAUACAAAUAUAUUUCUUAUUUCCAUUUUUUUUCUUCAAAAUUUUACUGAGACUAUAACAAAAUUGUUUUUUUUUUCCUUCAAGUUUUACAACUAUGACAUUGUAACAAAAGAGUGGAAUGUUAAAGUAUAUAAGGAUAUUAAUUUUGUUACAGUCUCAUAGUUGUAAAACUUGAAGGAAAAAAAAAAAACUCUUUUGUUAUAGUCUCAUAAUAAAACUUUGAAGAAAAAAAAUGGAAAUAAGAAAUAUAUUUGUAUUUUGGAUGGUUUCAAUGGCGUGGAUGAGUGGCAUAAAUGGUGAUGGGACAGGAACCAAAUGGGCUUUCCUAAUUGCUGCUUCAAGAGUAUUUUCAAAUUAUAGACAUCAAGCUGAUGUAUGCCAUGCUUAUCAUGUGUUCAAAGAUGGUGGUCUAAGGGAUGGGAAUAUAAUUGGGUGAUGAUGUAUGAUGAUAUCGCCUUCAACGAUGAAAACCCAUCUCCUGGCUAUAUAUAUAAUAGACCAAAUGGCCCAGAUGUUUAUGCAGACGUUCCUAAGCUAUAUUUAUUUUAUAUGGUUUUCACAAGGUAUAUAUACUUAUAUUUAUUUUAUAUGAUUCAUAUUCGUGAUUCAAUAAAUCAGAAAAUACUACUCCUUCAUACCUCAAUUAAGUUGGAUUUUCUACUCCUUCAUCUCCUAGCUCUUCAAUCUUAUAUGAAUCGGUACCCGUUGAUUGAGUGGGUUUAUGUUAUGGCCAGAUGUUGUCUGAGGAAGAUUUUUCAUCGGAUGUUUUGACAUAUAAUAUUGUCAUGCUUGCGAAGUACAGUCUUGGGAAGAUGAAUCUGUUUCACAGAUUGCUUUAUGUGAUGGAAAGAAGCGGCCUUUCUCCGGAUUUUCAUACUUAUAAUAUACUUCUACAUGUUCUUGGUAGAGGGGAUAAGCCACUUGCUUCCGUUGAUCUUUUGAAUCACAUGAGAGAAAGAGGUAUAGAACCAACUGUUCUUCAUUUCACAACACUCAUAGAUCGACUGAGUAGAUCAGGAAAUAUGGAUGCUUGCAAAUAUUUUUUGAUGAAAUGGUGAAGAUUGGCUGCAUGCCAGAUGUGGUAGCAUACACUGUAAUGAUCACCGGAUAUGUGGUGGCUUGUGAAUUCGAGAAAUCUCAGGAAAUGUUUGAUGAGAUGAUUUCUAGAGGACAAAUUCCAAAUGUAUUUACCUAUAAUUCCAUGAUUCGUGGAUUUUGUAUGGUGGGAAAGUUUGACGAAGCAUGCUCAAAGCUUACGGAAAUGGAGACCAAAGGUUGUAGUCCAAAUUUUGUUGUCUAUAGGACAUUAGUGAGUAAUCUACGGAAUGCUGGAAAGCUUUCUAGAGCUCGAAAAGUGUUACGGCAGAUGAUGGAGAAGGGAAGGAAUGUCCAUCAACUUCCCAAGUUAAGAGCGAAACGAUAUAAGAAAUGAGAUAACAGAUUUGCUGAUGUAAACUCGUGAUGCAUCAACUUAUUGAUCCGGACAUCCGGUCAACCCGGACCAAUUAUCUUCUGGUUGCUGAGCUGAUGUAGAAGCUGGAGAUAAAAAAUGUUGGACCUAAAAUUGAAAGCAAUGUGGAAUCAGUUGUUGGUCACCUGGUAUAUUAGAUAAUCUCCUUAUAUCUCUGAAGCAGGCAAGAUGAGGGCAAAAUUACCUGAAGCUAUUGCCAAGAGUUAGAUGUGAGGCAUUUUUUUGUUGCUUUUCACACAUGCUUAAGUCAGUUGCUUUGCUUCUGGGUUUUCAAUGACAGCAAUCUGUCUUCUGUCGUGUUCCAGAUGGUUUAUCAAGAAGAGUGACCUUUUACUGUUAUUAUUUUUUGGCUGGCUCAUUCGUCGGCUAGAUAUUUUGUGCUGAGUUAACAUGCGAUAAACAAAAUCUGUCAUCAUGCAAGAAUGUGGUGACCUGCAUGUGCUGAUUGAGUAGCAGUAUGCUAUUUCUGACAUGUAUGAAUGCUAUUGCAUGUAUUGUUGUCAAUUCUUCAUGCAGUAUUCGCUACAUCAACAUGCUCAUUGGAAUUUGGAUGCUAUAGUCCAGAUUUCAUGAAUGCAUUGUCUGCGCAAUAUGCAAUAUUGCACAUGAUUUAUUGGAGACGACUAUGAGGUUGGGCAUAUUGAAGUUUGUUGUAAGUUAACAUUUUUUUGGCCUCGAUAAAAGUGUAAAGCACCGGCUUCUGAUAAAAUAAUGCCAAUGGCUUCAAAGAUACGAAGAGGAUGACAAUUAUCAUACCUGAAGAUUCUCUUAAUCUUUAUUUAACUUUGACAACUUAUUGCUAUUGUUCUUGUUGUACGCAAACUUCCAUUUCUUACAAUCUUUUACAAAAUUUCCUAGGUAGAAGCUGAGAGAAACACUUCAUUGAUCCCUCAAUAUGAUUUUUAUGUAAUUUCAUGGUUCACUAUAUUUAUUCAAUUAUUUGCCUCGGGCUGCUGA